CGCCGCCAUGUUGUGUGGUGGGGCGGGGGCGGCCCGGGGGCUGCCGUGAGGCGGGCGGAGGGCGAGUCGAGGCGGCGCGGGCGCUGCUGGCGCUGGGCAGGGGCGCUGUGCUGGGAAGAAGAGAAGGCGCCGGCUCGCUUCUGCGGAGGGAAUGGCGGAUGCCGUGAUCCGCAGUGGCGGCGAGAUGGAGCCGGAGCAGCAUCAGCGGAUGGAGAAGACCAGCGCGGGCGUCCUCGGAGCGGAGAGUAACAGAGCGGGAGCCGCUGAGGACAUCACUCAAAAUGGCGGACGCUCUGAGAGCGGUAGCGCUGGGGAGGCGCUGCUGGUGGCUGCUGUUGCUGCAGAGGACAAGGUCCCCACAAACCUCAGCAUCAGUAGCAGCAGCCAGCGCAGGAGCAGCAUCUCGACGGCAAAUGAACAGCAGCAGCAGCAGCCGCCCAGCGGUGUGCUCGGGGGGCCGCCCCCUCUCCCUAAGCCCUCAGAAGACCAGCAGCCUUUUAGGAAGAACUUUCAGAUCCCCAGGAAGAGCAGAGAAAAGAAAGCACUCUUUCAGCCAGUACUUCCAGGUUCUCGAGAAUUCGGGGAUAUUAUAACGAUUCUGCAUUCCUCCUACUUGGAUCCAAAUUCAGUGUCCAAUUUUAAAUACAGGAAAGCCAGCUUAGUUCAUAGUGAGCUGUUGGAAAAGGAAUUCACAGAAAAACGCAGGCAGCUGAAGGACGAGGGGCGCCUGGAGAAGGAGCUCUCGGAAAGCUACGCCUUCCUCAUGGUGGAUCGGUGCCAGAUCCCGAGCAUGUGUGAAAAGGGGCUGCAGGUUGGCCACUCCAAAAUCACAAUUCUCGGCAGCCCUUCCAUGGGUGUAUAUCUCUCCAAGUAUGCUGAUUUAUUGCAGCCUAAUCCUCUAGAAUCUGGAGUAACUGGAGAUGUGAUUGUUUUUAAAAUAAUAAAGGGAAAAAUGAAAAGCAUAUAUGACCACAUUGGUAAGAAGGCAAUGGAAUCAACUGUCAAGAGCGUGUUGGAUCCCACCCCAAAGCACGAGUGUCAUGUUUCAAAGAAUGCAGUUAAAGUCACCUCCUUGUUUGCUUACCGAGCCUACGAGCUCACUCAGUACUACUUUUAUGAAUAUAGCUUUGAUGAGAUCAGACGAAGACCAAGACAUGUUUGUCCUUAUGCUGUUGUUUCAUUUACUUAUAAAGAUGACAUGGUACAAGGACCAAAAUUUGUGCCCCCAUCAAGAGCAAGCACCUUCCACACAGAUAGAAGUACAGAGAAACCUAAUGUUACAUUGUGGAGGGGACAGCUUUGGAAUAAAGGCAAACUUGUGUGCCACGUUUCCCUAAAAUCAGCAUCACGACUUUUCCUUCCAUGCAAGCUUCCUGAGAAGCUUGAGGUUGAAAAAGUUGUAAGCAUUGAUCAGUUGAAGAAAAAAAUUUCACCAGCAUUGUUCUUGAAAGAAACUUACCAAGAAGGAAAAGAAGUGUGGAAGAGUGGCGUGUACUGUAGCCUGUAUGAAGUUGUGGAGAAGUCCCGUUCUGGGAGUCACUUAGAGGGUUUACUUCAAAAACUAGAGAAAGAGAAACUUGUCCUUGUGAAACCACUUGUGGACAGAGGAUUUCUUUUGCUUCUUUCUCCUUGGCACAUGAUGUCCCCUUAUGACCACCAGACUGGACGGUCCCGUGUGCUUCAUGCAUUGUUUCUGUUCCCAGAGUCUAGAGGUGUAAUUAACUCAGCACAAAAAAGUGUUUCAUAUGGAACACAGAAAAAUUCAAAUACCACGGUUCUGCACGAGAAAAAGGAAAUCGUUCCAGACUUCACAAAGUUGGUUCAGUCUCUGUAUUAUGCUUUAAUCCGGUCCCGUAAAUGCAGCGGUGUAGAUAUCAAUGUUGUCGUGGAAAAGAACAUGCAUGAGUACUUCAGAAAUCUCUACAGUGACCCUGGAAGAGGUAGAGAAUUUAUAUUUCAUGAGUACUCAACACGGCUGGAUGACAAAAGAUUUCUGCACCCUGCCCCAAGAUACAAAGGCCACAUUGACCCGUGCUUGCAGAGCUAUAUUUUCGGUGGGGAUGCCUAUCAGCUCCCUGUUUCCAGAGCUAAGGAACUGCUGGAUAGAAAUCGGAAGCCUCAGCGCUUCAGCCCCAUCUCAGAUUAUGAAGUUACAGAAGACUACUCUGACUUUGCCAAGGCAAAAUGCAGGAAAAGAAUACGUCCCAAACAUGAAGCCACUGCUGUCAAAAAAAAAGAGCCUCAUUUUGGAGACGAUGAUACUGAAAAACUCAAGGAACUUAUUAACUUGAUCCAGUCUAGGAAGAAAAAUGUAGGUGGAGAUUCUGAUUCUGAAGACCCCAGAAUUAGGAGUGGUCUGAAAAGAAAGCUGGAAAAACAAUCUGAAAAUUCACAGAAAUACCUAAAAAUGAGUGACUCUUCAGAGAAUAUUAGUCAGUGCGAAGGGGGCAGAACCUUGGAUUCACCACACUAUGUGUUCUCAAGGAAUUCUGACCACGGUGGCCACGAGGGUGACUUCAGGCAGGCGGAUGUGUCCGACGCUGCUGCCGACACGGAGGGGCUCAUCAAGGCGCUGCUGGAGACGCUGGCCUCUGCCGGCCACUGGGACACGGAGGGGCUCAUCAAAGCGCUGCUGGAGGCGCUGGCCUCUGCUGGCCACUGGGACACGGAGGGGCUCAUCAAGGCACUGCUGGAGAUGCUGGCCUCUGCUGGCCACUGGGACUCGGCGCUGGCACAGUCUGUCACUCAGGCCUUAGCAUUAGGCACUGAGGAAAUUGAAGAGGAUGUGAGAGAAAAAUAUGAGUAUGAAUCCAUUCCAGCUCAGGACAGAGAUGGUCGUGAGCUUCCUCACGCUGCUCAGGCUGACAAUGUUACCUUCAAGGACCCGCAGAGCCCGGCCCUGCUGGAAACUGACGUGCCGUGCCUGCCCUACCCUGUGGAUGUCAGUCUGCAGCUCCCACCCAACGAAGCACCCCUUGAGCACACACUACAUUUACAAGAAGCAAGCACUGGGAGUGCCUUUGAAGACUGCAGUCACUGUCCUAGUGCACCUAUAGAACAUGGCUAUCUCAGGCAACAUCUCUGCUCAAAUAAUCUAGGGGAAGUUGGAAUGCACUGGAAACUUAUCCCAAUUACAGGUCUGAAAUCACCAGAAGAGCCACUGGAAUAUUUGCCACCAACGGAUGCACUUCCUAAUGACCCCCGGGUAGUAAAUAGACAGAGAAAUUCUGAUUAUCAAUUGCCAUGCUCUCCAUUUUCAGACACACAGAAGGGGACAGCAGAAGAUGGACAUUACACAGGACAAGUGGAGAAACUUGAAGAUCAGUAUGAGCUAACAGAUCAACCUUUUACAGCUAAUCAUUCCAUUAGUGCAGUAAUAGAGACAACACUGUUAGAAGAAUAUAAGCUCUUUGCAAGAAAUAUUCAAGAAAUUUUGCAGCAAAAAAACAUUCCUUAUGUCAGUGACAUGUCCACACCAGUCCUUUCUGCCCAGGAGAGGAUAAUGAGACUUUCUGAGCACAUCUGUUUGCAGGCAUCAGAGAUUUCUGUCCAAGAAUACAUCGAGAGCCUGAAUGAGAAGCUGGACAGCGUCAUUUUGGCUUCUUCAUGCGUGAAGCAGACUCCCCCAGUUCACUGUGGUCCUGAAGCACUGGAGGUGCUGAGCAGCACUGCCCCCGGGCCCGUGUGCAGGGACAGCGGCACGGCUCCGGAGCCGCCCUGCCCUGACCUGGGGCAGGAGCUGCGCUCUCGUCAGCAGCCUGCAGCAAGCCUGCCCCUGGGGAAGGAGAAAACCAGUCACGGGAAUGCCAAACCAGAGGAUCAGACUUCUUCUGGUGGGGAUCUCAGGGAACCACCGGAAAAGACUCAGAAGUCCCCUAAGAACUUGAACAUUUCAAAUCAACCAGCUUUUUGUAAUUUAAUAAGCAAGUUAAAACCUGAAUUAUUUACUGGCUUGGUCCAAAUAAUGGAAAAUGUACAGAAAAACAGUCUCAAAUUUUAUAUUCAUCAAAAGGAGGAAAGUGUUCUCUGCAGAGAAAUCAAGGAAUAUCUUAGAAAUUUAGGGAACACAGAGUGCCAUCCAGAGGAGUUCCUUAAAAGAGGAGAUAAUUCAGAUAAACUGUUGAUCAUUAUUCAAAAUGAAGACAUUGCCAGUCUCAUCCAUAAGAUCCCUGGCCUGGUGACUCUGAAGAAGUUCCCCUGUGUCAGCUUUGCAGGGGUCGACAGUUUGAAUGAUGUGAAAAAUCGCACUUACCAUGACCUGUUUGUGUCUGGGGGUUUUGUUGUGUCAGAUGAAUCUGUCCUUAACCCAGAGUCCAUCACUACAGAUAAACUACAACAGUUCCUAACAUUUCUGGAGGAUCUCAAUACCCCAGAUGGGAAAUGGCAAUGGAAAGUCCACUGCAAAAUACAAAAAAAACUGAAAGAGCUGGGGAGGAUGAAUGCCAAUGCCCUGAACCUGCUCACCCUUCUGAACACCUAUCAAAAGAAGAACUUGGUUGAGAUUCUGUCUUACCAUAACUGUGAUUCUCAGACUCGAAAUGCUCCAGAACUUGACUGUCUCAUCAGGCUUCAAGCUCAAAACAUCCAACAGAGACACGUUGUCUUCCUAACAGAAAAGAAUCUGAAAACGCUCUCGAGUUACGCUGAUAAUGGCAUAGUGGUUGCUGCUGUUGAUGACUUUAUGCAUAACUUUAAAAGUCUCGUUGAGUUUCACAACUCUGUCACUGAGCAGAACCACCUUGCUCCCUGCAGUUCUGGCCAAAGACAAUCAGUUCUUGUAGAAAAGGAUGAGAAGGAUGAGGAGGACAUGUCUCUGGAUUCAGGGGAUGAAUUGUCAGAAAUAGAAAUCUGCAGUGGUGCCUCUAAGUAUGAUACUCAUGUGGAAGCUUUGCAGACAGAGGCCAAGGGCCCACAUGGAGUAGAUGCUAAAGAAGGCUGCUUAUCAGUUACAGAGUUACCUCCUGAAGCACAAGCUGGCCUUGGGGAAAAGACUUACAGAACUGACUUGGAAGAGAAGCAGACAGUUACUGCAGCUUCUGCAACACGCUCUGCUGAAGGAGAAAAACACAAUGCGGUUGAACAAACUCCUUUCAGUAACUUCCAGGUUUAUAGCAGACAAUUAAACAUGUUCCAUCAAUUCAGCCACUUUAAUGUCCUCACUCAUCAGACUUUUCUGGGAACAACAUACCCAAUUUCUCCUGCAAAUCAAAACCAAGAAGGGAGCAAUUAUUUUCUAUCUGCCUACAAUCAGAGCAUGGAUUCAGAAAAGUCAUCAUCACCUGGUGGCUGGGAUAGCUGCUGUGAUUCUUCCAGGCCAUAUUCAGAACAGAAAUGAACUCUUUAAGUCUCUUUUUCUAAGUUGCUGUGGACUUCUCUGUUUCUAAAAUGUUGGAUUAAUGAUUUCUAUUUUAUUCUGGAACAAAAUGUUUCUUGUUCUUGUUAUCUCAGAUGUUUUCAUGUUCUAUUUAAAUCCCUGGUGGCCUGUCCCUGUUGGAACCAUCUGAAAAUUGAAAUAAAUACAUAUAUUUUUUAACGUUUACUGUACUUGAAUUACCUUGUUUGUUGGCACUUUUAAGUUUCUACAUUUGUAUUUGACCUGUGACCUAAGCUUCACUUUGAGGUCUGUUUAAUGUAAAGCUGAAUGUUUGCCUAAAAUAUGUGAAAGAGCCAGUUGUUUGUUUUUUUUUUCUUAACCACAAGAGUAUCCGAGUCAUGUUUCUUUACAUAAAUAUUAAAAUUAAUGUAUUUAUUUGACAUGGACACAAAUUUUGUACAAUGUUUUUACAUAGCUCUAAGGCAGUGUACUUAUUUUCAUGACUAAAUACUGGAUUUUGGCUAAAUACCUCAAUUAGAGUAACCAAUGGUGCAGUUCCAUUACAAAAAAAAAAUCAAUAAAACUCUUAAUGCACAAGG
Molecule: messenger RNA, 5913 nt
Organism: Motacilla alba alba
Lineage: Eukaryota; Metazoa; Chordata; Aves; Passeriformes; Motacillidae
Gene: TASOR
Product: transcription activation suppressor
Exons: 23
Coding region: 152-5335 (1727 amino acids)
Biological process (GO): protein localization to heterochromatin; negative regulation of gene expression, epigenetic
Cellular component (GO): nucleoplasm; heterochromatin
Molecular function (GO): chromatin binding
Source: RefSeq, a predicted model, not a curated record